Messenger RNA from Anopheles aquasalis, 782 nucleotides. Its product is annotated as adipokinetic hormone/corazonin-related peptide. Gene Ontology annotation, molecular function: hormone activity. Lineage: Eukaryota; Metazoa; Arthropoda; Insecta; Diptera; Culicidae. Gene Ontology annotation, cellular component: extracellular region. The record is from RefSeq and is a predicted model, not a curated record.
UGUGCAGUGCUCCAGUGCUUGUAUCAGUGGCAGCAAAAGUAGUACAAUCUUGUGAGUCCCAACCGUCCCAACAAUGAUUGCGCACAGAUCAACCCGACAACAUCUAGUGGUGAAGUUGUUCCUGCUGGUCGUGCUGUGUGCAGUGCUGCUUCCGGUUCCGGGUGCGUCGCAGGUGACGUUCUCUCGUGAUUGGAAUGCCGGGAAAAGAGCGGCAUCGGAUGUUCCAGGCGGCAAUGGCGAGUGCGCUGCAAUCUGGCAUGCCGUAACGAAAAACAUCCAGCACCUUACGCUGUGCGAGACACGUGCACUGUUGAAGUCCAUGCAGACGGAUGAUUCCUCGAUCGAGACCAACAAUGGCAACAACUUACCGAUAUUCGCCAAUACUCACAUCUAACUUGGAGCACACGAUAUGGAACCUGGGAAUAGACUGAUCAUCGACCGCAACACCAUGGCUGACGAACUGAAAAACCGGAAUGUUUGCUGUAAACUGUGUCGUCGUUUUGGGCCUAUUGUUUCCUCUUUUCCUGCGCGAUUCCUCCGAUAGUAUGAUUUAAUUUCCAUUGAUCUGUGUAACCUGCCGAUGCCGAAGACGAAACGCCCCGAAAUCAUUAGAAUCCCCUUUUCCACUCGUCCCCUUCCCGUAAGUGUCCUGUAUGUAGUUCGUACUGGGAGAUGUGUAAAAACCAAACCAACAUCCGGCACAACAAAAGAUUACUCUGAAGGUACGAAAGCGAAACGAGAUAAAUAAAAAAAAAGUGCAACAGAAGAACGGUAGAAUAACA